GCCUUGCUAGGGCGUCACCUCCAUCCUCUUCUUCCUCUGAUUAGGGUUUUAAACUCCGGUAAGUUCCAGAAUCUCAAGAGAUGGACCUUUUGAAGAAACGAAAGCUCGAGGAUAACGGCGUUAUCACCGACGUCCCCGUUACCAGUAGACUCACAAUCGAAGACGCACGGAAGAUUCUAGAAUCAGUCACCCCCGAACAAAUGCUUGAAAUCCUACAAACCGCUGUUGUACGUCACGCCGACGUUUUAGACCAAGUACGAGUAAUCGCCGAUCGCGACACGACUCAGCGGAAGCUCUUCAUUCGCGGACUCGGCUGGGAAACGAAUACAGAAAAACUUAAAGCGAUUUUUGGUAAUUAUGGCGAGUUAGAAGAAGCCGUUGUAAUUACCGAUAAAGCCACUGGUAAAAGCAAAGGUUACGGGUUCGUUACGUUUAAGCAUGUUGAUGGAGCUUUACUUGCUUUGAAGGAGCCGAGUAAGAAGAUUGAUGGACGAAUGGCAGUGACUCAGCUCGCGUCAGCUGGGAUUCAAGGUGGGCCUGGCGGCGGGAGUACCAAUAAUCCGGUGGAUGUUUCGGCGAGGAAGAUUUAUGUAGCGAAUGUGCCGUAUGAUAUGCAGGCCGAGAGGAUUUUACAGCAUUUUUGUAUGUAUGGGGAAAUAGAGGAAGGGCCAUUAGGGUUUGAUAAGGCGACUGGGAAGUCGAAAGGGUAUGCUUUGUUUGUGUAUAAGACGGCGGAGGCAGCUAAGGCUUCGCUAGUGGAUCCUGUUAAGAAUAUUGAUGGGCAUCAAUUGAAUUGUAAGCUAGCUAUUGAUGGGAAGAAAGGGGGGAAGCCUGGAGGAGGAGCUCAGGCUCAAACGGAUGGUCAUGUUGAUCAGGUUGGCCCGGGCCAGUAUGGUGGGCCUAGUGGGAUUACUGGU
Molecule: messenger RNA, 917 nt
Organism: Nicotiana tabacum (common tobacco)
Lineage: Eukaryota; Viridiplantae; Streptophyta; Magnoliopsida; Solanales; Solanaceae
Source: RefSeq, a predicted model, not a curated record